AUGCUGCGCUACCUGCUCAAAACGCUGCUGCAGAUGAACUUGUUCGCGGACUCCCUGGCCGGGGACAUCUCCAACUCCAGUGAGCUGCUCUUCGGCGGCUUCAACUCCUCGCUGGCAGCGCUCAACCACAGUUCGCUGCCUCCCAGCGACCCCUCUCUCAACGAGUCAAGAAUUGGGCCAGAGGACGCUAUGCCGCGCAUCGUGGAGCAGCCACCAGAUCUACUGGUCUCCCGGGGCGAGCCGGCCACGCUGCCCUGUCGUGCUGAGGGCCGACCUAGACCCAACAUCGAAUGGUACAAGAAUGGGGCACGCGUGGCCACAGCACGCGAGGACCCGCGCGCGCACCGCCUGCUGCUGCCCAGCGGCGCCCUCUUCUUUCCGAAAAUUGUGCAUGGGCGCCGUGCUCGACCGGAUGAGGGAAUCUACACUUGUGUGGCCCGCAACUACCUGGGGGUUGCAGCUAGUCGAAAUGCCUCUCUUGAAGUAGCAGUCCUCCGUGAUGAUUUCCGGCAGUCUCCUGGAAACGUGGUGGUGGCAGUGGGGGAGCCAGCAGUAAUGGAAUGUGUGCCCCCCAGGGGCCACCCAGAACCUUUGGUGACUUGGAAGAAGGACAGUGCAAGGCUUAAAGAGGAGGAGGGAAGGAUUACGAUUCGUGGAGGGAAGCUGAUGAUGUCACACACACUCAAGAGUGAUGCCGGGAUGUAUGUGUGUGUGGCAUCCAACAUGGCAGGAGAACGGGAGAGUGGGGCAGCUGAACUUGUGGUACUGGAACGUCCCUCAUUCCUGCGAAGACCAGUAAACCAGGUGGUCCUGGCUGAUGCCCCUGUUAAUUUCCUAUGUGAGGUGGAGGGGGAUCCCCCACCUCAUCUGCACUGGCGCAAGGAGGAUGGGGAACUGCCCACAGGCAGGUAUGAGAUCCGGAGCGACCACAGCCUUUGGAUUGGGCAAGUGAGUGCUGAAGAUGAGGGGACUUACACCUGUGUGGCGGAGAACAGCGUGGGCCGUGUGGAAGCAUCUGGUUCCCUCAGUGUUCACGUCCCGCCUCAGUUGGUGACCCAACCCCAAGAUCAGAUGGCAGCUCUUGGAGAGAAUGUGACUUUCAAGUGUGAGACUAAAGGAAACCCCCCACCUGCCAUCUUCUGGCAGAAAGAAGGAAGUCAAGUCCUGCUUUUCCCUAGCCAGUCACUUCAACCCACGGGGCGCUUCUCAGUCUCUCCAAGAGGCCAGCUCAACAUCACUGAAGUGCAGAGUGAGGAUGCUGGCUACUAUGUAUGCCAGGCUGUCAGUGUGGCUGGCAGCAUCCUGGCCAAGGCCCUGUUGGAGAUAAAAGGAGCCUCCUUGGAUGGGCUGCCUCCCAUCGUCCUCCAGGGACCAGCCAAUCAGACACUAACCCUUGGCUCCUCUGUAUGGCUGCCGUGCAGAGUGACUGGGAACCCUCAGCCCAGUGUCCGAUGGAAGAAGGAUGGACAGUGGCUGCAGGGCAAUGACCACCAGUUCAACCUAAUGGCCAAUGGCACCCUGUACAUCACCAAUGUGCAGGAGAUGGACAUGGGUUUCUACAGCUGUGUGGCCAAGAGUUCCAUAGGAGAGGCCACAUGGAGUAGCUGGCUUAGGAAACGGGAAGAUUGGGGAGCAUCACCAGAUCCUCCUACAGAACUGAGUACCCUUCCAGGCCCUCCCUCUCAGCCAGUGGUCACUGAGAUCACCAAGAACAGCAUUACCCUGACCUGGAAGCCCAAUCCGCAGACUGGGGCUACAGUCACCUCUUACGUGAUAGAGGCCUUUAGCCAAGCAGCUGGCAACACAUGGCGGACAGUGGCAGAUGGUGUGCAGCUGGAGACACACACAAUCAGCGGUCUGCAGCCCAAUACCAUCUACCUGUUUCUGGUGCGAGCUGUUGGAACCUGGGGCCUCAGUGAACCCAGCCCUGUCUCCGAGCCUGUCCGCACGCAGGAUAGCCAUCCAACCAGGCCAGUGGAAGACCCAUGGAGAGGCCAGCGGGGAAUGGCUGAAGUGGCCGUGCGAAUGCAGGAGCCCAUAGUCCUUGGGCCCCGAACUCUGCAGGUGUCCUGGACUGUGGAUGGCCCAGUCCAGCUGGUGCAAGGUUUCCGGGUAUCCUGGAGGGUAGCAGGUCCUAAUGGGGGAAGCUGGACAGUGCUGGAUCUACAGACCCCAAGCCAGCAAAGUACUGUGCUAAGAGGACUCCCACCAGGGACCCAAAUCCAGAUUAAGGUGCAAGCCCAAGGCCAGGAGGGGCUGGGGGCUGAAAGCCCUUUUGUGACCAGGAACAUUCCUGAGGAGGCCCCCAGUGGUCCCCCCCAGGGAGUGGCAGUAGCCUUGGGGGGUGAUGGCAACAGCAGUAUCACUGUGUCCUGGGAGCCUCCACUGCCCUCUCAGCAAAAUGGGGUCAUUACUGAAUACCAGAUCUGGUGCCUGGGUAAUGACAGUCGCUUCCACCUCAACCGGUCUGCGGCAGGCUGGGCACGCUCCGUGAUGCUGCGGGGACUGCUGCCGGGUCUGCUCUACCAUACCCUGGUCGCCGCGGCCACCAGCGCUGGCGUGGGCGUGACCAGUGCCCCGGUGCUCGUACAGCUGCCGUCCCCGCCGGGAAUGGAGCCUGGGCUCGAGGUGGGCCCGGGGCUGACGGAGCGGCUGGCGAGGGUGCUGCGGGACCCUGCCUUCCUCGCAGGCAGCGGUGCAGCCUUCGGGGCGCUGCUGCUCGGGCUCUGCGCCGCCCUCUACCGGCGCCGGAAGCAGCGCAAAGAGCUCAGCCACUACACGGCCUCCUUUGCCUACACACCCGCAGUGUCCUUCCCACACUCAGAGGGACUCUCUGGAGCCAGUUCCAGGCCACCCAUAGGCCUUGGCCCUGCCCCCUACCCAUGGCUGGCAGACUCGUGGCCCCACCCAUCCGGAAGCCCAUCAGCCCAGGAACCUAGAGGAAGCUGCUGCCCCAGCAAUCCUGAUCCAGACGACAGAUACUACAAUGAAGCAGGAAUCUCCCUAUAUUUGGCUCAGACUGCCCGGGGCACUGCUGUCCCUGGCGAGGGUCCUGUCUACAGCACCAUUGACCCAGCAGGGGAGGAGCUGCAGACCUUCCAUGGGGGAUUUCCACAACACCCCUCAGGGGACCCAGGCACCUGGAGCCAGUAUGCUCCUCCAGAAUGGAGCCAGGGGGAUAGUGGAGCCAGGGGAGGCAAAGUGAAGCUUCUGGGGAAGCCUGUGCAGAUGCCCUCUCUGAACUGGCCAGAAACCCUGCCACCACCUCCCCCUUCCUGUGAACUGAGCUGCCCAGAGGAGCCUGAGGAGGAUCUGGAGGGCAGCUCAGAGUCAGAAGAAUGGUGCCCACCAAUGCCCGAGAGAAGCCACCUGACUGAGCCCAGCUCCGGUGGAGGGUGCCUGGUUGCUCCAUCCCAAGGGGAAAAACCCUCUCCCACACCCUCCUAUGGACAGCAGUCCACAGCCACUCUUACCCCCUCUCCUCCUGACCCUCCCCAGCCCCCUAGUGAUCUUCCCCAUCUCCAUCAGAUGCCCAGGAGGGUGCCCCUUGGGCCAAGUUCCCCUCUCAGUGUGUCCCAGCCCACUCUGAGUAGCCACGAAGGGAGGCCUGCUGGCCUGAGUGCUGGUCUCACAUCCUCCCAUCACCUGGGCCCCAGCCCUGUCCCAAGUACAACCAGCAGUGCCCCAGGGAGAACCCGGCAGGUGCCUGGGGAGAUGACUCCCCCACUUCAAGGACCCAGUGCCCGAAUCCGGAAGAAAUCCAAGGCUCUUCACUAUAGGAGGGAGCAUAGUCCUGGGGACUUGCCCCCACCACCCCUGCCACCACCAGAGGAGGAGGUAAGCUGGGCCUUGGGGCUGAGAGCAGCAGGCAGCAUGUCCUCCUUGGAGCGAGAGCACAGUGGGGAGAGGAGAGUGGUGCAGGUGGUGCCUCUGGGGGCCCAGCGAGGACCCCAUCCAGAUGAAGAGGCCUGGCUCCCAUAUGGCAGACCAAGCUUCCUGUCCCGUGGCCAGGGCACCAGCAACUGUUCCACUGCUGGCAGCAAUUCUUCCAGAGGCUCUGGCAGCUCUCGGGGCUCCCGGGGUCCUGGACGGAGCAGGAGCCGGAGCCGAAGCCAAAGCCAGAACCAGAGGCCAGGACAGAAACGUCGAGAGGAGCCAAGAUGACCUUUGAUGAGGCAAUGAGAACACUGAGCGUUCCAUGGGGCAGGGGAUGGAACACCCUCUCAUAGUAAAC
Messenger RNA from Sciurus carolinensis (gray squirrel), 4234 nucleotides. It is a transcript of the gene Robo3, whose product is annotated as roundabout guidance receptor 3. Bases 1 to 4164 code for a protein of 1387 amino acids. The transcript has 28 exons. NCBI's taxonomy places the organism in Eukaryota, Metazoa, Chordata, Mammalia, Rodentia, Sciuridae. Gene Ontology annotation, biological process: cell-cell adhesion; axon guidance. Gene Ontology annotation, molecular function: protein binding. The record is from RefSeq and is a predicted model, not a curated record. Gene Ontology annotation, cellular component: axon; plasma membrane.